This is a messenger RNA of Polyodon spathula (Mississippi paddlefish), 1449 nucleotides long. RefSeq names its product transmembrane protein 98 (gene tmem98). Bases 266 to 946 code for a protein of 226 amino acids. The transcript has 7 exons. Gene Ontology annotation, cellular component: endoplasmic reticulum. NCBI's taxonomy places the organism in Eukaryota, Metazoa, Chordata, Actinopteri, Acipenseriformes, Polyodontidae. The record is from RefSeq and is a predicted model, not a curated record.
UUUCAUAGCCAUGUUUGCUUGCAGUUAGUGAAGAAGGCUGGGAAGGAAGUGCAGUUGAUUUCGGGCUGCUCCCAUUAGCCUGUGUACCUGUAGACGAGACUACCGUUCUUAAUAUAGCUUCUUCAAGAGUGAAACCUUUACUUUGAGCACUAGUACCUGUCAAGAGAAUCCAAGAACAAUCUCAUGACCUAAAUAAAAAUGAGCCCAUAGCAAAUAAGCCCAGGUGAGCAACACAAGAUCGGCAGCGGGAACACACGGGAAGACAAUGGAAACGGUCGUCAUCGUGGCCAUUGGCGUCCUGGCCACAAUAUUCCUGGCCUCCUUUGUUGCUCUGGUGGUGGUCUGCAGACAGCGCUACUGCCGUCCCUCUCAUCUGCUGCACCCGUUUGACUCCAAGCCUACAGUGGACCUGAUUGGUGCGAUGGAGACCCAGAGCGAGCCUUCCGAGCUGGAGCUGGACGAUGUUGUGAUUACAAACCCUCACAUUGAGGCCAUACUGGAGAAUGAAGACUGGAUCGAAGACGCAUCGGGCCUUGUGUCGCACUGCAUUGCUAUAUUGAAGAUUUGCCAUACACUGACAGAAAAGCUUGUUGCUAUGACGAUGGGUUCAGGAGCUAAAGUCAAGGCUCCAGCUAGUCUCAGUGACAUCAUCAUUGUUGCAAAACGCAUCAGUCCACGGGUGGAUGAUGUGGUACGCUCAAUGUACCCCCCUCUGGACCCUAAACUUCUGGAUGCAAGGGCAACAGCACUUCUGCUGUCGGUCAGUCACUUGGUUUUGGUGACCAGGAAUGCUUGUCACAUGUCCGGGGGCAUGGACUGGAUAGACCAGUCUUUGAAUGCGGCCGAGGAUCACAUGACUGUCCUUCGAGAGGCUGCCCUGGCCUCCGAGCCUGAAAGAAACCUGCCAGGAGCGGAAGCCUUUCGUCAGGAGCAGUCCACCAUAUAGAGCUGUGCUCCUGACUGGGAGAGAAACUGCUAAAGCAUUACACAAUGCUGUGUUUGUUAGAUGCUCAUAAUUCAUUAUCUGGUCGUGCAGUUUUUUUUUUUUUUAUGUAGCAGUAACCUGUAGAAGGCAGGGGAGUUGUACUUGUAAGGCUGCUGGGAGAUUUCAUUUUCUCUGUAGCCUGCACCAUUUUAAGUAUGUAGUAUAUAAUAUAUAUAUAUAGUAGUACCUUGGCUUUAACAAGUUCGUGUCGGGAAAGCAUGCUCUGGGCUCUUUAUUGGCAAUAAGACAAAUCUUAAACAAAACCUGAUAAACAUGCAUCAAGCUAAACUACGAUGAUCAAACAAGUCGACACAAGGGAGUAAGUAAUGAUAAAAAGUGUAUAAUAUCUAUAAUAUCACUUUGUGAAUCAACCUGAUCUAUAAAUAUGGAUUUCAAAGCAUACUAUUACCAUGAAUGUGAUUCAUUACCAGUUCAUUGUAUGUGAGUAUUACACAAAUCAAUUG